GGGCGGGCCGCCCCUGUCCGCGGCGCGGUGUCCCCUCUGCCCGGCCUCGGUGGAAGACGCGCUGCGGGGCCGAGAGGCUUACAAAAGGCUUUUGACCUAGAAAUCACCAAGAGCUGCUCCAGAGUAGGCCAUCAGAAGUGCACUCAAGCUGACUCAAGAAAGCUGGAAGUGAGAAGAGAGCUACAGACCAGACACAUCAAGGACACAGAGCUGCUGAGCGGGUCCACCAAGCUGAUCGGCUCACUCGGGGAAGCUGAACCAUCUCUCUCCAGAAAUGUCUUCGGAAGGUAAAGAGCAGCAUGACAUGUCACUCAGAGACUCAGUGGAAGGAAUUGACCAGCUUCCAUCUGGGAUCCAUCUGGAGCCUCAAAAGGAAUCAAGUACUGACUUCAGGCAAUUUGAGAAAAGUGAUCACUGCAGACCUUAUCCUAGGAUCCAUAUGGAACCUCAAGAAAAGUCAAAUACUAACUUCAAGCAGUUUGUCAUCAAAAAGCUACAGAAGAGCUGCCACUGCAACCGAACCAAAGCAAAACAUAUGAUUUUUGAUUUCCUUCCUGUUUUGCGGUGGCUCCCAAAAUAUGAUAUAAAGAAAAACAUUUUAGGAGAUGUGAUGUCUGGCUUGAUUGUGGGCAUCUUAUUGGUGCCCCAGUCCAUUGCUUAUUCCCUCUUGGCUGGCCAAAAACCUAUCUAUGGUCUGUACACAUCUUUUUUUGCCAGCAUCAUUUAUUUCCUGUUUGGUACUUCCCGUCACAUCUCUGUGGGCAUUUUUGGAGUACUGUGCCUUAUGAUUGGUGAGGUAGUUGACCGAGAACUUCACAAAGCUGGCUAUGACACUGCCCAAAUUGAUCCUUCUUUAGGAAUGGUUUCAAAUGGGACCACAUUAUCAAACCACACAUCAGACACGAUAUGUGACAAAUAUUGCUAUGCAAUUAAAGUUGGCAGCACUGUAACCUUUAUGGCUGGAGUUUAUCAGGUAGUGAUGGGCUUCUUUCAAGUGGGCUUUGUUUCUGUCUACCUCUCAGAUGCCUUGCUGAGUGGAUUUGUCACGGGUGCCUCCUUCACUAUUCUUACAUCUCAGGUCAAGUAUCUCCUUGGGCUCAGCCUUCCUCGGAGUCAUGGCGUGGGUUCACUCAUCACUACCUGGAUCCACAUCUUCAGAAACAUCCAUAAGACCAAUAUCUGUGAUCUCAUCACCAGCCUUUUGUGCCUUUUGGUUCUUGUGCCAACCAAAGAACUCAAUGAGCACUUCAAGUCCAAGCUUAAGGCACCAAUUCCUACCGAACUCAUUGUCGUGGUGGCAGCCACGUUAGCUUCUCAUUUUGGGGAACUAAAUAAGAAGUACAAUUCCAGUAUAGCUGGACAUAUUCCCACUAACUUUAUGCCACCCAAAGCACCAGACUGGAACCUCAUUCCCAGUGUGGCUGUAGAUGCAAUAGCUAUUUCCAUCAUUGGUUUUGCCAUCACUGUGUCACUCUCUGAGAUGUUUGCGAAGAAACAUGGCUACACAGUCAAAGCGAAUCAGGAAAUGUAUGCCAUUGGCUUUUGCAAUAUCAUCCCUUCCUUUUUCAAUUGCAUCACUACCAGCGCAGCUCUUGCAAAGUCAUUGGUUAAAGAAUCAACAGGCUGCCAGACUCAGAUUUCCGGUUUGGUAACAGCCCUGAUUCUUUUGUUGAUCCUCUUGUUAAUAGCUCCUUUGUUCUCUUCCCUUCAGAAAAGUGUGCUUGGUGUGAUCACAAUUGUAAAUCUCCGUGGAGCCUUUCUUAAAUUUAGGGAUCUUCCCAAGAUGUGGAGGGUUAGCAGGAUGGACACAGUUAUCUGGUUUGUUACUAUGCUGUCCUCUGCACUGAUAAGUACUGAAAUAGGCCUGCUUGUCGGGGUUUGUUUUUCCAUGUUUUGUGUCAUCCUCCGUACUCAGAAGCCAGAGGUUUCACUGCUUGGCUUGGUGGAAGAGUCUGAAGUCUUUGAAUGCAUGUCAGCUUAUAAGAACCUGCAGACUAAGCCAGGUAUCAGGAUUUUCCGCUUUGUAGCCCCUCUCUACUACAUAAACAAAGAAUGCUUUAAGUCGGCUUUAUACAAAAAAACUAUAAACCCGGUCUUAGUAAAGGCAGCUCAGAGGAAGGCAGCAAAAAGAAAGAUGAGAGAGGAAACACUGACUCUUGGUAGAGUGCAGGAUGAAGUUUCAGUGCACCUUUCCCAUGAUCCUCUGGAGCUGCGUACUAUAGUGAUCGACUGCAGUGCAAUCCAGUUUUUAGAUACAGCAGGGAUCGGUAUGCUCAGAGAAGUCCGCAGAGACUAUGAAGCCAUUGGUAUCCAGGUUCUGCUGGCUCAGUGCAAUCCUUCUGUGAGGGAUUCCUUGGCCAGGGGAGAAUACUGCAAAAAGGAAGAAGAAAACCUGCUCUUCUACAGUGUGUAUGAAGCCGUGGCUUUUGCCGUGGAAGCUCAGAAACAGGAAGCAACAUGUGUUCCCAAUGGUCUGAGCCCAGGCAGGGAUUGAGAGUAUAGAUGGAAGGAAGAAUAAUGUCUCACUAAAAGGUUAAAAUUUCAAAUAUGCAAUAUGUUUUAACCUAUUGGCUAAACAUUAUUCUUCCUUUGAAGCUAAUGGCCUUUGUGUGUACUCAAAUGUUUCAGAGCUUAUAGUUGGGCAGAAUCAAAACAAAAGUAUUGUGGUUUCAAGCUUUCUUGUAGAUAUGAAAUAUUCAUGGAAUGCAAUAAGUACCUGUUGGAUUGAAAUGUAAAAUAGUCACAAAACGUAUUACCAAACUGUUUUAGAGGGUGCGACGUUUGAACUCUUCCUUCUCCAGGAGGUAAAGGGGAGAAGUCGGGGUUGGAUUUAGACGGGCUACCUUUAUGAGGCUCUGUCGAGAGAGGAAAAGGAGGCGAGGAAAGAAUGUUGCACCUGCUGUUGUAGUAGCAGAUCAGAGGCUCCUGGAGCAUGAGGUCAUAGCUAGAGCAGAUUGUUCUCAGUUGCGCUUCUCUAUUCCCAGGCUCUGCUCCCCAGGCUGCAGUAGGAUCUCUGGCUUUCUGUAGGAAAGCACCAUUCCUCUCCCUCAGGCUGCGAGCUCUGGGCGCAGUCUCUUCAGGGCUCUAACGACUGGUGGGUUUGUGAUAUCUUGACAGCCGGCCUGACAUUAUACACAACACCCUUUGUGAGACAGUUGAUGUUUUGGGCAUGCCUUUUUGUUGAGGAUAAAUUAUUUUAGAAUAAGAAGAAACCAGUGGGAGAUCUCUUUAUUUUCUGUGUUUUUUAUCUGUUGUUGUUUCUGAGAAUUUCUCUUCCGUUAUGCUUGUCUUCGUUUUUGGUUGUUGUAGUGUGUUUUCCCAUGGGUUGUGUCCUAACCUGUCUUUCUGUCAGUGACAGUCUUGCCAGACAUAAAAGCAGAGUGAUGCCUCCACAGUCUGACAGCAUGUUUUUCAAAUGCUGUUGAGCCAAACUGUCACGGACAAAUUGCCAAAAGCAGCGCCUGACAGUUUACCUUAAGAAUUGGUUCACUGGGGCAGGCAUUCGGCCCAGCAGUGAGGACAUGUGCAUCUGAGACCAGAGUGGCUGGGUUCAUGUCCACCUCUAGCUCCUGCCAGCGUGUACCAUGGGAGGCAGUGAUGAUGAGCAGGUGGCUAAGUUCCUGCCCCCCAGCUUUGGCCUUGGCCACCUCCUGCCAGCUGUCCCUGGCAUGUGGGGAGUGAACCAGCAGAUAGGAGCUCUCUCUGUCUCUGCCUCUCAAACUUUGAAAAAAUUAAAAUUAAACCUAGAAUAUUUAGGAAAUAAUAACUGGUUUGCUUAGCAGAAAAUCUAUCUUUGUUUCUCCCAGUGGCAUUUUAGCAAGGCUCUGCUGGGGGUUGACAGCUUUUCUCCUAGAGACUGCUGCAAGAAAAACUUAAUGUAACCAAUGAAAAAGAACACGCAGAAGUGGCAGAACAUUUACGAAGGACAUCCUAAGUAAUUUGUAAAAUAUUUUAGUGAAACGAAGUUUAUUGCCAUACACCCUAUUGACGUAAAAUAAAUAUUGACAGUGACAGCUUUUAACUCUUCAAAUCACCUAAAACUAUCGCCUGAGUGGAUUUAGAAGCAUCACUUUCGUAAAACCUGAGUUCUGUAUAUUAUAUUAUAAAAAAGUAUAUUAUUUAUGAUAGCUGGCCACAGGUUGUGAAUUGAGGGUAAUUUCUGUGGAAAAGCAUCAGUGUCCAAUAUUGAAAACCUAGCAUUGUGUAUCUAGACCUUGACAAUCAGGACAACAAGUUCUGGGGGCCUGCACUGUGGCUUAAAAAGUAAGGAUGCUGUGUGCAGUGUCGGCAUUCCAUGUGGGUGCUGGUUCGAGUCCUGGCUGCUCCACUUCUGAUCUAGCUCCCUUCCCUGCUAAUGUACCUGGGAAAGCUGCAGAAAACGUCCCAAGUUCUUGAGCCCCCCCACCCACUUGGGAGACCCAGAAGAAACUCCUGGGCCCUGGCAUCCGAUCUGUCCCAACUCUGGCCACAUGUGGGUUAUGAACCAGCAGACAGAAGAUUCUCUUUCUCUCUGUCUAUAACUCUACUUUUCAAAUGAAUAAGUAAAUCUUAAAAAAAAAAAAAAAAAAAGGCUGGCGCCGUGGCUUAACAGGCUAAUCCUCCGCCUUGCGGCGCCGGCACACCGGGUUCUAGUCCCGGUUGUGGUGCCGGCUUCUAUCCCGGUUGCCCCUCUUCCAGGCCAGCUCUCUGCUAUGGCCCGGGAAGGCAGUGGAGGAUGGCCCAAGUCCUUGGGCCCUGCACCCCAUGGGAGACCAGGAGAAGCACCUGGCUCCUGGCUUCGGAUCAGCGCGAUGCGCAGGCCGCAGCGGCCAUUGGAGGGUGAACCAGUGGCAACAAGGAAGACCUUUCUCUCUGUCUCUCUCUCUCUCUCACUAUCCACUCUGCCUGUCAAAAAAAAAAAAAAAAAAAGACAA
Messenger RNA from Lepus europaeus (European hare), 4913 nucleotides. RefSeq names its product solute carrier family 26 member 2 (gene SLC26A2). Gene Ontology annotation, cellular component: membrane. The record is from RefSeq and is a predicted model, not a curated record. The transcript is spliced from 4 exons. Gene Ontology annotation, molecular function: bicarbonate transmembrane transporter activity; chloride transmembrane transporter activity; secondary active sulfate transmembrane transporter activity. Gene Ontology annotation, biological process: transmembrane transport. Bases 275 to 2494 code for a protein of 739 amino acids. NCBI's taxonomy places the organism in Eukaryota, Metazoa, Chordata, Mammalia, Lagomorpha, Leporidae.